AUGUUAGAUUUUUCAGAUGACUCCUAUUCUUUUUAAAUUUAACCAGUUAAUUAAAGAAAGAAGAAUAUUAAAUUAUUAGUUAAAUUGAUGAAACAUAACAAAAUUGCUAAAUUAAAUCAAUCUAUUAUUACACUUGAUAGAAAUUUUGAUUAACUUUAUGAAAAUUACAAAAAUAUAACAACAUAAACUGAAGAGGUUAUAGAAGUAUAAUAAAUUUUAAGUGCUGUAUAUAAUAAAGGACAUAUUAGUAGAUAAAUACCUAUAGAGAGAAAACUUAAAUUUAAUUAAAAAGUAAAUCAAGAUAAGUUGAGAUAAGAUGAAAGUAUUUAAGAAAGUGAAGAUGAUGAAGUAGAAAUAAAUUAAAAAAUAAAGAAUGAAAUAAAACAGAAAUUAUUAUACUUAAUAAUAAAUUAAGUUCCAUUACCAUUUAUUCUAAAUUUUAUUGAAUUUUAGAAAUAAAAAGAAUAAUUUAUUAAAUUAAAAAUAAAAUGUGAAAAUUCUUUGUUAGAUUCAUUAAAUUUUACAUUAAUAAAAGAUCAUAAAAAUGAAGAAGAAUUAAAUUAAAAUUUGAAAUGUAUACAAAUUAUUAAAAUGAAAGAAUUAUUAAUGAUGAGUUUAGAACAAUUAGAAAAGAGUAAGGAAAAUAUCAUAACUGAAUUAAAUGAAAUGUUUCUUGAUUUAAAAUCAUGUAAAACAUAAUUAAUGAAAAAUUUAGAAUUAUUCUAAUAUUAUGAUGAUAGUUUAGAUCCAUAAAUUAAUAAACUAUUAAGAAUAAUUAAUAAUCUUAUUUUAUACUGUAAAACUAAAUCAUCUAUGAAUGGUUAAUUUAAUAAAUCAAUAUUGAUGCCUAGAAAAAAUGGAUUAAGAUGGUUAUAAAAGAUUAUUAUGUUAAAUUGUUGGGUUUCAUAAAUAUCAUUUCCAGAAAUAUUAAUAUAUAUUUAAAUGAAAGGAGAUUUAGAUAAAAAUAAAUCAAAUCCAAAAAGAUAAUGUGUAAUACAAUUAUCAAAAAAACUUGAUUUCUUAAGAAAAAUAUAUAAUAUACCAGAAGUAAGAAAGAAAUGUUGGGAAUAAAAGGUUGUGUUAAUGGAUCAAAGUAAAAAAACUCCUAGUUAUAUUUUAUAAGAAUACAAUUUGCAUUUACAUUAAUUACAUAAAAAUUUAUUUUAUGAUAAAUUGUAUAUGGACAAUAUGUAAGAUUAUGUUUUAGAAUCAUAAUUAAGAAUGUUAGUUUAAAGAUUUUAACAAUAAAAAUAUUAAAUCUUUGAAGCAUAUUAAGAUUUGAGAUGUCAAAUUAAUAUGAUUCCAAUUAAUAUAUUAUAUAAGGAUUAUUUGGAAUGGUAUAAAUAUGAUAUUGAAUAAUUAUCUAGAUUAGAUUAUAUAAAACAUGCAAAGGAUGUAAUUAUAGUUUGUCUCAUUAAACAUUUAGGUAUGUUAUUAAAAAAGGAAAAUAUUAUAAAAACUGAAUAAGAAAUUAUUAGAUUUAAUUUUGAUAAUAGAUUUUCCUAUUCAAUUUAUAAUAAAGAUAAAGAUUAAAGAGAUAUGUAUUAAUGUAAUAAAUAUUUCUAUAUUAAAAUACUACUUUGUGAUUUUAUAGCAAUGGAUUAACCAUUUCCAUAUUUAUUUAAAUACUUAACUUUAAGAUUAGAAAAAAUAGAAUCAAAUAAUUAAGAAGAUAUUUUGGCUCAAUUAUUAAGUGAAAAAAAUAUUAGAAAUUAUUUGUUAACUAAAUAUAAUUUAAAAAUUGGACUUGAAUAAACAGGUAAUCGAAUAAUCAUUACAAAUAUUCCAUAAUCUUUUGAUGACAUAACAAGAGAAUUAUACUACAUACCAUGGGAAUAUGUUAUAAGUUCUUAGUUAUAAAUAAUAUAUAGAUAUAGAAAUUACUUAAAGAAUGAAAUCUCAUAGAUGAUUACAAGUAAAGAAUUUUAAGAUUAUAGAUCAAAUUUGAAAGUAGAUACAAAAUUAUAUUAAUAAUAAUCAGAGAUUAUAAUAAAAUUGGAAAAUUUUUAGAAAGAUAUCUAAAAAUGA
Molecule: messenger RNA, 2028 nt
Organism: Paramecium pentaurelia
Lineage: Eukaryota; Ciliophora; Oligohymenophorea; Peniculida; Parameciidae
Source: the annotation of a GenBank genome assembly